This is a messenger RNA of Meloidogyne enterolobii, 769 nucleotides long. NCBI's taxonomy places the organism in Eukaryota, Metazoa, Nematoda, Chromadorea, Rhabditida, Meloidogynidae. The record is from the annotation of a GenBank genome assembly.
UUUGGCAGUGUUUAGGCAAGCACUUAAAUAUUAAUGUGUUUUUGUGUGUUUGAAAACAACAAGUUUUUGUUUCUCUGGUGUUUUGGUGUUUUUCUAUGUUUUGUUUAUUUGUGUCUGCUGUUUUGUUGUUUGUUUCUGAUGUUUUAUCGUUUCUGUUUCUUUGAUGUUUAGUUGUUUCUGUUCUGGUAAAUGUUUUUAUUGUUCUGGUGUUUUGUUUGUUUAAAACAAUUGUUUUGUUGGUUUUAAUGUUGUUUUAAUCAAUAAAAACACAAUUUAAACAUUAUAAUGUUUUUCUAUGAUGUUUUAUCUUCCUAUGAUGUUUUUCUGUUGUUCUUUUAUUGUUCAAUGUUUAGACAAACUAAAAUCAAUCUCUGCCUUUAUAUAAUUUUUAAAUGUUGUUUUCUUUUCUCAACAAUUUUUUUUUCUCAAUUUCUAACAGUAUUUCCGCUUAGUUAAUUAAAACCACAUGAGAGAAUGAAUGACAAACAUUUUUUAGAUUGUUUUGUCAUUUUAAACAUUACACUACUAUGUGGUCGUUGAAGUUCCGGUGUUCUUCUUCUUCUUUUCUUUUUUUUCUCUAUUUUUUCACGCAACUCUAAUUCAUCCCUUCUUUACCCCUCUAAAUUUUGCAAAGGAUUUUUUUUUAAUUUUAUAAAAUUAAUUUCUUUGUUGUUCACUCUAAAAAAUUGUUUUUUCUUUCCAAUUCUUCCGGUUGUUUGUUUUUCUAAUUUUAAAUUCUUUUUAAAAAAUUGCUGUGUGUUUUUUAAUU